Molecule: messenger RNA, 1032 nt
Organism: Penicillium soppii
Lineage: Eukaryota; Fungi; Ascomycota; Eurotiomycetes; Eurotiales; Aspergillaceae
Product: Nif3-like dinuclear metal center hexameric protein
Exons: 5
Coding region: 1-1032 (343 amino acids)
Cellular component (GO): cytoplasm; mitochondrion
Source: RefSeq, a predicted model, not a curated record
AUGAAUUUCCUACGCACUGCUGCUCGUCGAUUUUCUACAAUGGAUCUCCCUGGAUCGUCUGUUCAAUGCUCGCCUUUCACCCAGGCCGUGGUGACCUCGAUGAGGAAGCUAUAUCCAGAGGCCUUGGCAGACAAGAGUUUUGAUAACACAGGAUUGCUCCUUGAAGCACCCUUCGAUUCCUCCCGGAGACAAAAGAACUCAGUUCUCCUAACCAUUGACCUCACAACAGCCGUUGCUGAUGAAGCCAUCAAGAACAGAAACUCGGCUGUCGUCGCAUACCACCCAAUCAUCUUCCGCGGCCUCAAGUCACUCACUCUGGCCGAUUCCCAACAACGGUCCCUCCUCCGCCUAGCACAGCAUGGUAUCAGCGUCUACUCCCCCCACACAGCGGUCGAUACCGUCCCCAACGGCAUGGCCGACUGGCUCUGCGACGUAGUGACCGGGAACUUCAAAGCCCCCAAGGAUUCCAAGGCAGUCCUCAAAACAUCCGAAUCAAGCAUGUACACUGCCCCAACAUAUCCGGAUUCUCCAAUCCCCACUGUCAACCCCAAGACCGAAGGCCCAGCCCACACCAGAAGCACGAUCCACCCCUCCCCGGCAGCGUCCAUCCCCGAAGGAUUCGAAUCCGCCGGUGCCGGCCGACUGGUGACAUUCAACGAAGCGCAGCCGCUGACCAGCCUGAUUGACAAUGUUGCCUACGGUAUCGGCCUGCCCGGCGGCAUUCCGAUCGCUGUCCCGCAAGGCAGCUCUGUCGACCGCAUCAACAUCAGUACAGUUGGCAUGUGCCCCGGUUCUGGAUCCAGCGUGCUCCUCCGCAGUGGCGAAAUCCCCGACCUUCUUUUGACCGGUGAGAUGAGCCACCACGAGGCUCUGGCUGCUACCGAGCGGGGCUCGGUUGUCACUCUCUCUCGCACACGAACUCCGAGCACCUGGGAUGCUACGGUUCAAAAUGAUGAGGAGGGUCAGCCUGAGGUCUUUGUUAGCGAAGCUGACCGUGAUCCUUACGGAAUUAUGAUCUGGCGAGGCAACUAG